Molecule: messenger RNA, 4883 nt
Organism: Symbiodinium natans
Lineage: Eukaryota; Dinophyceae; Suessiales; Symbiodiniaceae
Source: the annotation of a GenBank genome assembly
GUUCUGGGUCGGACUCAGGAGAGGACGUGACAUCAGAACGUCAGAAGCAACUCAUCAAGGAGGAAUCGACUCGCGCGGUGCAUUUGGCUGCUGGGUUCCAUGUGGUUCCAGAUCUGUGGCAUGUGUCCGUGCAGUUUGCCGCGCAGACUUUGACAGUUGUACCGUGGCAGGGCAAAGACAAGUCGCGUUUCGAGGUUGCAACUGGUUCCCCAUUCGAAGGCCCAAGGCUUCCCUUGGGACAGUUGGUGCAUUACAGGAUCCAUGACCCCAGCCGCAGGCAUAAGUUCGAAGCUACAACUGCUCCCGGACUAUUUGCAGGUUGGAGGUUUGAGCACGGAUUUGUGUAUCGUGACGUGAUCUGGGUGCUAGACUAUGAAGCCGUCAAGUCCAAGUCGAUUGGGUAUAGGGACAUGAUCCCCGUGCCAUAUGCGGAAGUGCAUGUCCCAGAGACUGAGACCUUCCCGCUAAAGGCCGCGGCGGAUCUUGCUCUUCGCGAGUUCCAGGAUCCCAAACUUGAGGCUAUCACAGCGCUGGACAUACCAUUCAGCUCACUGUCCCCUGCUGAUCCUCCUCGAAGGCGCGCAGAGUACAUUACGCUUGAACGCAUUCUUAAGUUCGGUGCCACACCAGGAUGCAAAGCGUGCACUUUCGAUUCCGUGAAGCAUAGUCCUAAAUGCCGAGCAAGAUUCGAUGCCCUGAUAAAGGCUGAUAGGAUUGCGUUGACGUCCAAGCCCCCUGAGCCAGUUCCUCCAGCUGAGCUCCCCGAAGGCGUUGGUCUCCACCCUUCGAGUGAGCCCGCUGUAGAAGGUCUUGUUGCGAAGGUCGAGCUCGGUGUGACGCAAGUCUUUGUCGAUGUCAACAGGGAAAGAGUCCGCCAAAGAAAGGUGCAAACGCUCAUAGGCAAGGAUGUGUUGUUCGAAUAUGCGUGUGGCGACAGUUCAGAGCUUUCGCAAGCUGCGUCCGAAAUUGGCAUCAACAGUAUCCGCUUAUGCCGAAGCAUGAUUGAUUUGUCCAACGAAGAACAUGUCAAACAAGUUCAAGGUCAGGUCGAAGCAUCGCCAGGUUGUGAUGUGUGGCUCUCAUUGCCGUGCACCGAGUUCAGUCCGUGGCAGAACAUGAACGUCCAUAGGCAUGGGGCGAAGUACGGAAAGGGUCUUCGGAAUCGCCAAGAGAAGAGCAAGCUUAUGUUCUUGUAUGCCCGCAAGGUACUCGCAACUGCCAUCGCAAAUCAUGGAAGGAUCGCAGUCGAGUGGCCCAAAGGGUCCGGCUGGUGGGAUCUCCCUGAAUGGAAAGAAUUUCAGGAUGAACAUGGUCUACACAAAGUGUCUUUUGAUGGCUGCAUGGCUGGAGUGAAGGGCCGAGAGCAUCCAAUCCGCAAGCCCUGGAGCGUAGCCACUAAUGAUCUGCGACUUGUUCAAUUUCUUGGACAACUGCAAUGUGACGGUAGCCACCAGCACGAGGCCGCCGAAGGCUCACAAACAAAGCAGACUGAAGCAUACCCACGAGAGCUCGCUCACAACAUCGUCGAAGCGUGGUAUCCGCAACGCUACCAUCGCCACAUCCCCUCCAUGGUCACGAAGAACUUAACAAAGCGGGAAUGGAAAGCAGACCCGCGCGGAGUUGCAGCCGUGAAGAAGGAGGCAGAAGGGUUACGUUCUAACGGAACGUGGGAUGAUUUGACAGUCUGUCUUUUGUCUUCCUUGCAUGCCGAUGCAAAACGGCAAAACCGUAAACUCAAAAUUGCAGAGCUUCUCACAUUAUGUGGGAUAAAACAUUUCGAACUCCCUGAGCAUGAACACAAGUUCAAAGGGAGAAUCGUGUACAGGGGGGACUGCAUUUUUGACCAGUUCGGAAACCAUGUUCUUUUUGAAGACGUGGCUACCACACCAACUUCCUUGGUUGCCCUUAACAUCGCAUUGUUUUUCGGCUGCCAAGAUGGAAACGCAGUGAGCCUUGCAGAUGCCAUUCAGGCAUUUCUUCAAGCUGACCUCGCUGAGGCAGGAGAGCCCGACACAUGGGUUAUCCUCCCCGAGGAGCUGUGGUUGGACACAUGGCACAAAGCGUACCCAUCAGGGUCGAAGUUGGUGGUAAGGUUGAAGCGAAGCUUAUAUGGCCAUCCGCUUGCUGGCAAACUAUGGCAGAAACACCUAGCCUCUGUUCUCACUUCCUUUGGUGGCAUUGAGAUGGAUUUGUUUCCUUCAAACUUCAUCUUUCAAAUGGGUUCCCAUACCCUGCUACUUAACGUGUAUGUAGAUGACCUAACGUUGUCGGGAGCAAAGCAUCUUCAUGCACAGUUUUGGAAAAGGCUGAGAGCGCAUAUCAAGCUGGAAGACGAAUGUUACAUCGAAGCCUCGAAUGCACGGAUCCUUGGCAGAGGUCACCGAAUCCAACGAGGUAGUGACUUCACAACUCUUGUGCUUGAUAUGUCUGCUUUCGCAGAGCAGGUCGUCGAGGCGUACUGCGAGCUUGCUGAUGUCCCAAAGGCAAAGCUCCGUAACGUCACAACCCCAAGUUUGUCCGAGGCGUUAAUGUCAGAUGAGGACCUGCAGCAACCCGGCACACUGAGCCAUGUAGCUGCAAAGGUACUUAUGAAAGCACUUUGGCUGGGUCGGUUGGCUCGCCCUGAUCUGUGUUUCAUAAUCGGUCGGUUAGCGUCACGAGUGGCCGCGUGGACUAAAUGGGAAGACAAGCAGUUACUUCGCCUGAUUUCGUAUCUUCACGGUACAACAGGCUUAUGUUUAGCUGCUACUGUGAACCAUCACGAAGCUCCCCAGAUCCACAUCUUCACUGACAGUGAUUUCGCCUCUUGUCCGCAUAGUGCAAAAUCGACGAGCGGGAUCUACAUGACUAUAGGGUCAACAGAUUUCCGCUUUCCGCUGUGGUGGGCAUCUAAGAAACAGACGAGUGUUGCAAGAAGCACUCCCGAGGCUGAGGCCAUAGCAAUGGCUUCCGCCAUGUUUGGUGAGGCUUUGAACAUUCAGGUCAUGAUGGAGCAUCUCCUCGGUCGUGCUAUCGACGUCGUAUUCCAUCAAGACAACGAGACCUUGCUCAAAGUCCUGGCUACAGGCUAUUCGGCGAAGCUGAGACACUGCAAUCGAGUCCACAGGGUCAACAUUGCAUCAAUGUCUGAACAGCUAGAGUCGCCACAAGUCACUGCCGUGUACUGCAAGAGCGAAUCUCAGAUAGCUAAUGGCCUAACAAAAGUCAUUCCACCUGCAGAAUGGCCACAUACUCUCGCACAGUUUGGCUUGACAGCAUCCAGCGAUGGACCCCACCUGGAAACUGCCGUCGCCGCACUUGCAGAGGCAAAUCUUGCCGCAGAAGUCUUCGCAGGCAGGCCGCCCCGGGACACCCUCGCGACGCUGUCCCGGGGUUUUGAUGUUUUUGCUAGGCUGUUGCAGGAGUUUCACGAAAGUCCUGGCGGCCUUCCGGCCCCGUCGCGAGGCCCGGCUUGGGCGAACUUUCUUGUUUGGGACUGGGAUGAGGAAGCGGAUGCAGCAGACGUCUGCGGACUCGACGCAGUGUCAUCUUACAGACCAGCCGUGCCUCAGAUCGUGGAUCGCUUGGAGUGCAUGGUCUUCCAUGUCGACUAUCAUGGCGUGCUGCCCAUGGACUACCCCAUGCGAGCUUGGAGCAUCGGUAUUGUCUUGAGCGUCUUGAGCUCCAAGAGGGGAAACGGAAGAGUGAAGAUUGAAGUCGUGGUCAUUUCGCAUCAGUGGGCUGGGCUUCACCACCCAGAGUUCAAGCAGUUCAGCGUCCUGCAGAAUGCACUGCUGAACCUUGCUUCCGGCAAGGCGCACAUGCAAAUGGACUCGGUGUCGGCCAUCAAUGGCUUCCACCUGUCCAUGCCCAGCCAGCAGGAGCAACUGGCCUGUCUGGAGUGGGACUUCUGGUAUGAUUACUUCGGCUGCCCUCAGAUGACUGGGACUGGAACUGCCUCACAGCAGAAGCUGCCUGACAUACAGGCCGUCGUGAACUCCAUUCCCGCAUACUGUGGCAUUGCAGAUUUUACUCUGGUGCUGGCUCCUGCCAUCAAGCACACAGACAGCGGUACUACCAUCAGCCAGCGCACGUGGAGCAACCGUGGAUGGUGCAGGCUUGAGAGGUGCGCCACAAAGUUUUCAGGAAACGAUAAGAGCCUUGUGGUGGUGUCGGCGCCAUCGAGGAUCUUGGUGACAGCCGGGCCUGACUGGAUCAAAGCUUGGCCAGCUGAAGGCAUCUUCUCCUUGGAGGAAGACCGUGAGGUUGUGCGGGCGGUCACGGGGCAACUGAUAGACAUGAAGUGCCAGAGCUUGUGGGAGCAGGGAGAGAAGGAGAAGUGGCGUUUCUACACAGCCCUGAUGCCAAAGGCGCGGGGUUUCCAAGGCUGCCAGUUCGGCGAAGAUGUGUCCGAGUUCUUGAAUAGAUAUCAGCUGGACACACCAAGCUGUGGUUGGACAGACCACACCUUGACCCCACUCAUCUUAGCAAGCGUCGAGGGGAAUCUGGACGUCAUGGUUCAGCUCCUAGAACAGAAUGCCGACGUCAAUCAAGCCAUUCCCUGGCACAUGCCGGAAGCUCACAUCAAUGGCCGCCACACGGCUCUGUCCAUGGCAGCCAUGCUGUCCACGCCCGAGGCCGUAAAGACACUCCUGUCCUGGGGUGCCUCCAUGGAGCGCGUCAAGAACAUGAACAACUCCUCGCUCCUGUCAAUCGCCGGCUACUUUGGCAACGCCCUCACCAUGAAGGUGCUCCUGGCGCACAAGGCCAACAUGGAUGUCCUGGAUGACGAAGGCAGCAACCCCCUCCACGUGGGGGCGUUUUCGCCCAAUCCGUGGGUUACCGAGGUCUUGCUGAAUUAUGGCGUGAAUCCCAACGCGGCGUACUGGGUCUACGCGUCGUAG